Molecule: messenger RNA, 1545 nt
Organism: Mesorhabditis spiculigera
Lineage: Eukaryota; Metazoa; Nematoda; Chromadorea; Rhabditida; Rhabditidae
Source: the annotation of a GenBank genome assembly
AUGCAAUGCAAACAACGCGAGGAGCUGUCAAAGGCGACGCUAUGCCGGGAGAUCAACGACCUGUUGGCUCAUCUAUUCGGUAACGACAACCCGGCCGCCUACGCGGCAAUAUGCGGAGCCCAGGACCACUCAUCCGUCUACUGCUCGCAUUUCGUCGAAGAAUCCGUCUACAAUCUUUACGACGAUUUCAACUACGGUGACAUCUCGGCGGUGUUCCUCUGGCCAAAGCUGUGUAUGACGAUAGUUGGAAAGUGGAACCGUAGCAAUGCGUUUCUACAUGAUUUUUGUAUGAAAUGGACCGGGAGAUGCGAGCGCCGGGCGCACUAUUGUGGUCAGAAAGAUCCGAAACUCCUGACGGCGAUCUCGUUCGGCUUCUUCUUCCGCAUGUGCAAGCCACAUCCGACCGCCAGUGAGCGCGCGUACUGCUUGAAGGAGAUGCUGCCAUCGUAUAUAUCUCUGUUUUUGGAUGGAGGAAUAGACAUGUUUUAUACCGUUGGAAGCGCUGCGCUGAAUUUUGUGGAAGAGUACGUUGACGGAUUGCCGGCCGAGAUCUUCCAGCCCCUCUUUGACAGUUGUCGGAUCGACCAAUUGAUGCAAUUCGAUAACCGAACGUACCCACUCUGCCGGGCCUUGCAUCAAAGCCGGAACCCGCAUCGACCAUCGUGCAAAGACGGGGACGGCUGCACCGGGGUCGCCUUUCCGGAAUGCUACUCGGCAAGCAAACGACGUGACGACGGCUUCGACACCGCCAAAUGCGACUUCAUCAUCCGAACUUUUGUGGAUGUGCUUGGGCCGCAAGUCUACGAGCGGCUUUGCAUCGACGCGAAUAUCACCGACACGGUGCCAAUAUAUUGUCGCAUUCUCCACCAGUAUAUCCAUCUCGACACCACCGAUCGUUACGUGCCCGAGAUUGAGGACCUGAGACAGGCUGAGGCGGCCCGGCAGAAAGUCCCCGAGCCCCGUCAGAUUGACGAAUGCGCCGGAAAAUCCAAGCAUUCUUGCCGAGUUCAUUUCGUGGCCGAAUGCAGUGUGAGUGGGGAGAGAUGCCGGGCGCUCAGCGAGAAGCACUUCCGGCGCUGCAUCGACGCGACACUAGCCAUCUGCGAUAUUCUGUGGGAAAAGGCCCCGCGCGAAUUCGACAGCUUGCUGGCCAAUUUCUACAGCCACGAGUGCAUGGGCCACUCGCAUAUUGUCGCUUCGGACCGAAAGUACUGCAGCAAAAUCAUCGCCGUGUGCUCGCGGCGCAACUCGAAGGCUUGUCGUUCUGUAGGUCGGGCUAGCGCCGUCAAGAGGAGCACCGGACAACGUUUCACCAUCUACAUCAUCGGCUUCGGGCCCCUGGCUCUCCUUCUCCUCGGACUUUUUUGGUGUUGCCCGUACGCGGAAAGCUGGUACCUCCGCCGGCAAUACCGCAAAUACGAGGCCGAGCUGCGGCUGCUGAAUUCGAAAUCCCGAGCGGUCGCCUCCGAAUCCAUGACGAUGUCGAUGGCCACGGUGAUGAGCGCGUCGACGAGCAUUUCGGUGGUCAAGUCGAGGCCAAGGGAG